Molecule: messenger RNA, 1023 nt
Organism: Phalacrocorax carbo (great cormorant)
Lineage: Eukaryota; Metazoa; Chordata; Aves; Suliformes; Phalacrocoracidae
Source: RefSeq, a predicted model, not a curated record
UGAGGGGAGGUCGCGGGGUGGGCUGGUCAGCUCUGUGGGGUUGGCGGGGGCCGACUGGGCUGGCAGCCUCUGGUGCUAUCUGUCCUUCCGCCGCGUCCCGCGGGGGGCCAGCCGGCAGCAGCAUGGUGGAUGUGUUCAGCGGGCGGCUCCUGGUCGGCAGGGACGGCCGCAGCGUGGACCCCGAAGAGGCCCUGCAGAACAAGGUCGUGGGCUUGUACUUCUCCGCCGGCUGGUGCUCGCCGUGCCGCGAUUUCACCCCCGUCCUCUGCGACUUCUACACGGAGCUGCUGGAGGAGACCCAGCCACCCGCCCCCUUCGAGGUCGUCUUCAUCUCCUCCGACCACAGCGCCGAGGAGAUGUCGGGCUAUAUGCGGGCCAUGCACGGGGACUGGCUGGCGCUGCCCUUCCACGACCCCUACAAGCAUGAUCUGAAGAAGAAAUACAACAUAACAGCAAUUCCUAAACUGGUGAUUGUGAAACAAAAUGGAGAAGUCAUUACUGACAAGGGAAGAAAACAGAUCAGAGACAAAGGGCUGUCCUGUUUUCGAAACUGGCUUGAGGGUGCAGAUAUAUUUCAGAAUUUUUCUAGCUAAAAAGUUGGCAGAUGAAGGCAAGACAAGGCAUUAUGGAAAACUUUGUAGAGCUCUGGAAAGAUUGUUGCCUUGUUCAGAACAAGAGGGUAAGGCUUAUUUAUCUUUGCUUGUAGAUAAAUUUUGUUUUCAACUUGAAGAUUAGCUAUUCAAGCAAGUCAUAAAAUGUAAUUAUUAUUUUAUUUGUAUUGUCCUAUCUACUAUAUUCAGUAUUGAACCAAAGCAUUCCUGAUAAUACUGAAGAACUUCAGGAGGAUAGGCUGUUUUAGAUGGUAAUAAUAAAGCACUGUGAGAUCUAUGCAAACACUACUUUGCAAAAUCUGUACAGUAAAAAUUAUAUUUUUCUUGAUGACAGUUUUUUUUCUGGUGAUUAGCACAUUUUAUUAAGAAAACAAAUUUGUAUGCUUUAAUAAAUAACUGUUUAUGAAGUGUA